Messenger RNA from Rhopilema esculentum, 991 nucleotides. RefSeq lists its product as uncharacterized. The record is from RefSeq and is a predicted model, not a curated record. Lineage: Eukaryota; Metazoa; Cnidaria; Scyphozoa; Rhizostomeae; Rhizostomatidae.
UUAUGUAACCUCGUAUCAGCUGAACUGAAAAUUUUGGCGUCAAUGUCCACAGCAAUGGCGAAAGAAGAUAAAGAGACAGAAGAGCCAAUCUUCCACAGAGGACAGCCUCUUCAAGGGGAAUCUGUAAAGGAAGAGUCUCAGUGGAGUGAGAGAUGCUAUGGACUUUGGCUGCGAGAUGAAAAAGAAUAUGGAGGGACAGCUGAGCCAGUUUGUUUAGGAAUCAACAUUGUCCAUAUCACAAAGAGGGUGCUCAAUUCAAAAAUAACACCUUCAAGUACAAGAGGAGUUCAAAUAAUAAUUGAAGAAAUGGCAAAUGAAGAAAAAACACAGAUGUUUAAAACAGAUGAAAAUAUUGGCGAAGAUGGAAUGAUAGCGUACAGAGCUCCAAAAAUAAAAAGGCCAAAAAAAGAUGAGACAACAAAGCAGCCAACAUUGUCUGAUAAUAUAAUGGAAAACUUCAAAGCAAAGGCUGCAAACAUUAAUAAAAGAUACGAAAAAUACACAAAUGAUCCUGCUGCAGUAACAGAAAUAUGGUAUGAGUUCAAAGAUGGCGCAUAUCAUCAUUAUGAAACAGGGAAACGACUCCUGAGCUAUGUCAAACCAUCAGAAAAAUGGUUACAGAUGAACACCUUUUGCAAGCAACAUUUUGAAGAUGCAGUCAAUUGGUUCAAUGAAAAAAGUGGGAAAUGAAAAUAUAGUUUGGUUUAAAGCCUUGUAAUGUACAUACUUAUAUCGUUAUGUGUCUUGUUACUGAAUGCUGCUAUGCAGAAUUUGAAUAAUGAUGUAUUGAAAAUUUAAUUUAUUGGUAGACAGUAGUAGUGUGUGCCUGAAAUAAAACAUCGAAAGGCUGUUUAUGUAACAAUUAAUUGCAGCAUAGGAAACUGACUGUUUUUUUAUAUUAGUAUUGGCAUUAAAAAAUUGCUAUCCUCAUUAUCAGACAUGAUUAAUACAUAUUUCAUAUCUAUAAUCUUCUGCAAACCUAAAAUUGUUA